AUGUCUUUUGAAGUGACUCAUAAGACGGAGGUGCGUCUGGUGUUUCUGGGAGCAGCUGGAGUUGGGAAGACAGCCCUCAUUCAGCGCUUCCUUAAAGACACUUUUGAGCCAAAGCACCGGCGCACAGUGGAGGAGCUCCACAGGAAAGAGUUUGAGGUUGGAGGGGUCAAGGUCACCAUCAACAUCAUGGACACAAGCGGCAGCUACUCCUUCCCCGCCAUGCGUAAACUUUCCAUCCAGAACAGCGACGCCUUUGCACUUGUCUACGCUGUGGACGACCCUGAGUCCCUGGAGGCGGUGAAGAGUCUGAGAGACGAGAUCUUGGAAGUGAAAGAGGACAAGUACACGCCUAUUGUCGUCAUAGGCAACAAGAUCGACCGCCACAAUGAGCGUCUGGUGUCCAGUGAGGAUGUCCUGUCCCAGGUGGAGCUCGACUGGAACAACAGCUUUCUAGAGUCAUCGGCCAAAGACAACGUGAACGUGCUGGAAGCGUUCAGGGAGCUGCUGCAGCAGGCCAAUCUACCAAGUUGGCUCAAUCCAGCGCUGUGCCGGAGGCGGGAAACUUUCCCCAAAGACGGCAGCAAACGACCGAUUAUGAACAAGACCAACAGCUGCCUCAUCUCGUAA
Molecule: messenger RNA, 627 nt
Organism: Xyrichtys novacula (pearly razorfish)
Lineage: Eukaryota; Metazoa; Chordata; Actinopteri; Labriformes; Labridae
Source: the annotation of a GenBank genome assembly